Cyclocybe aegerita is the source of this 1728-nucleotide messenger RNA. The record is from the annotation of a GenBank genome assembly. NCBI's taxonomy places the organism in Eukaryota, Fungi, Basidiomycota, Agaricomycetes, Agaricales, Hemipholiotaceae.
AUGUUCGACAAAGUAAAGUUCCGCCCAGGCUCGAGCCCAAAGGACACUGCUUCAACAUCGAAGCCAGACGACGCGUCCACAGUUCCCCAACCCUCCAGGACCUCAAAUCCACAGGACUCAGACACCUUGCCAGAAGGAUGGGAGCGUGCCACCGACCCGCAAGGGCGCACUUACUACCUCGAUCAUCGCAGGAAGGUCACUUCAUGGGAGCGUCCUACGAAAGCUUCCCCACUCGACGAGUCGAACGAUCCUCUGCCUCCGGGGUGGGAGACCCGAACGGACCACAAGGGCCGCACGUACUACAUCGACCACAAUACGCGCACAACGACGUGGAUCCGCCCAACCGAGGACGACGACAAGACGCCUCUGCCUACGGGCUGGGAGGUGCGCUGGUCCCAGGCGACCCAGUGCGUGUACUAUGUCGACCAUAAUACAAAGACGACGUCGUGGACGGACCCCCGGAAGGAUAAAAAGUACAUGGACGACCCACACGCGCAGUUCCUCAGGAAGAUACAGUAUAUGCAUCGGAUGCGGAGGAGCGAGAUCUUGCCUCGUCAUUUUGAGAUUAGGGUGAGAAGGGACAGGGUGUUCGAGGAUAGCUUUGCGGCCAUUGGGAAGGCUAUACCCGAUGAGCUGAAGCGCCAUCUGUUGGUCAUCUUUGAAGGGGAGACCUUGUCAAAGGCAAUCGCUCUGAGACAAUGGUCCGAACUGAUACUGCAGAAGGUCUUCGAUCCUGAAUUUGGGCUCUUUAUCGAUUCCAACGGCACCCUGAAGAUUAGCCCCACAUCGAACAAACUUGCUAACCAUCUUGAAUACCUCAAAUUCCUCGGACGAGUUUACGUGCUUGCCAUCCUCCAUGGAUUCCUCAUCGACUCAAGAAUGGUGCCAAUAUUCUAUCCUCUCGUCGGGCCCAAGUCAGACAUCUCCGACGUUCCGCAGUUCAUAUCUGUCGCGGCUGCAGACAAGAUAGCGACAUGCACACUUGAGGGUAAAGGAAAGCAAGUAUUGAAGACCUCCACUGUACUGGAUCGACGGAGUGGGAAACCCUUCGCCGUGGAGCUGAAACUAGAGGGCAAUAAAUACAACUUCGUUCGGCAGGAAGACCAAGACGAGUUCUUGGACGCGGCUAUGGCACAUCGGGCUUCAGGUGGAUAUGGUUCGCAGCUAAGGGCGUUUAUGGAUGGCGUAUGGGGUCUUCUCCGACGGAGGGACGCCUUCCUCGCGUAUUCCCAGGCCGAGCUCGAGAAAUUUAUUGGCGGGGUGUCUGAAAUCGACUUGGACCAAUGCCAGAAGCAAAGCGAGCUAGACGAGCCGGAGGGGAGCAGACCAGACAAGCACCUCGAGUGGUUCUGGAAGAUCGUCCGCUCCUGGCCCGACGAGCACCGACACGCCCUGCUCGUCUACGUGACUGGCCUCAAGCGCGUGCCUGCAACGGACCAGUUCAAGGUCCUCAAGGCCUCGGACGGGACCUUCCGUCGCCUCACCGUCCUGGGUAACAAGGAACGAACCGUGCCCGACAAGGACGAGGACACCCCGGAGCAUAUUCUCUUCAUUCCAGGGUUUGACACGUACGAGGCCAUGGAGGAGAACUUGCGGUUUAUUAUCUACAAUAGCGACUGGCAGGAGUCCACGUUGAUUUCGGAUUUCGAGUUCCUUACGGUGACCAAGUUACCGCGGUACAAGCCUGGGGCGUGGAAGACGAAGAAUGCAACUACAGCUGCAGAAUGA